Molecule: messenger RNA, 372 nt
Organism: Gongylonema pulchrum
Lineage: Eukaryota; Metazoa; Nematoda; Chromadorea; Rhabditida; Gongylonematidae
Source: the annotation of a GenBank genome assembly
UCACUGAUGGAACGUGAGCUGUCGCCUCCGCGAUCGAUCAAGGAGGAUUCGAGCGACCGAUGGCGUUCGCAGAAGGACAACGGUGGUAGCGAGCGCUGGCGACCAGCUGAGUCCGGCGACACUGGCAGUGACCGCUGGUCGCGGCGCGACAGCAUCAGCGAUCGUUUCGGCGGUGCGCAGCGUCGAGCCUCAAGUCGAGAGCGCAGUCCUCGCCGGCUGCGAGAUCGAGAUAGCCGUCGUAGCGGUAUGCGCAAUGAUCGAAUGGUGUACAUUGCGAACAUCCCGUACGAUGUACGCUGGAUGGAAUUGAAGGAUUUGGUCCGAGAAAAAGCCGGCGAGGUACAGUCUCUAUCACUGGACACUUCCAUCUAA